GGCGACGCUGGAGGAGCGAGCGUGGUCGAGGCAAGAGGUAUAUCAAACGCAGGUAGGAGAGGUGUAUACACCUCCUGCGAGUUUACGAGCUCCACGGCGAGCUCAACGAGCGGGCAGUUACCUUUCCGUUUCGAGACCGUGAGGAUCUACCUCCCUCCAUACUGCGGAGUUCGCCGAUCACUACUUCUGGUGUCCGAACCCUUCGAUGCUGGAGAUCCUAAGAGCGCUUGUUGCAUCCUGCGUGGAGUUCGCGAAUUUUUCACGGAAGUGACUCGGUCUGCCGAUCUUACCCGGUCGCACGCGAUUAAGUGCAGCUCGAGGGGAAUGAGCCGCCCGAAGAUGACGUCGGUUUUGUUUACAUGCGCUGUUCUCGUGGCGUUAUGCGAGGUGCAGGCGAUCUCAUCGUCCUGGCGGCCGAUCGUGCCAGCCCACAGCAACGCAGGUAUACUGCACCAGGAGGCAUCGAUUUUUGGUAACGCGCCAACGCAGACGCUUUAUGACGUGGACAGCCCUCAUCAUCUGCUGCUGCCGCAGGAGCAAGAAAGGUGUUCCCUCUACAAGGUCUCUAUGAACCAGCAGCUGUACUUCGAGUACAUCCAUUACAAGACGGACCUGCCGGACAUAAAGGAGUUCACCCUCUGCAUGUGGAUGAAAUUUUACAAUCACUCCAACGACCAUCCCUUGUUCUCUUAUGCAGUCGGCGACCAGCCACGAGGGAUAUUGUCGUGGGUGGCGAACACGCCAAGAAGCUCGUACUACAUGCUUAACGUCAACGGUCACAACUUGUACAGACUGAAUUAUCCGCUGAGACUUAACAAGUGGUACCACUCCUGCCAGAGCUGGAACGGUCGCACUGGGGAGUGGCAGAUCUGGGUCAACGACGAGCGCGUAGGUCGCGGGUUCAACAACAGGUUGGUCGGGCACGUUAUCAAAGGCGGCGGAAUUGCUAUUUCGGGACAAGAACAACGACAGCUGGGCGGCGGUUUCUUGGAGGGUGAUGGCGCACCACCGGGCUCUGGUGGCUAUUUGGGAGAACUGACAAUGGUGCAGCUAUAUAAUGUCGCCCUGACCGCGGGGAAGGCGCACAAAGAUCACAAGCACCAUCACGCCCAUCAUUACGAACACGAUACGAGUAAUAAUAUACCGAGGACCACCAUGCGCGCGCCCGUAACCGGACCACCUUUACUGCCGCAUCCCUUCCUCACCGGGGGACAGAUCAAUACACAAGUGAAGAUCAAUCCGGGAGCGCCGAUUCAGAUCGUACAAAACGGCGUAACCAUCCGUCAUCCCGCAUUACCACCGGUGCCGGAAUCGCCCCCGCAACCGCUUCCGCCCCUGAAUCUCGAUGCUCUCUCGACGUCGUAUCCCGGGCUGCCGUCGCAAUUCUUCGGUAAUCCGGUACAGCAGCAGUUAUCAACCGCCACUAGACCGUCGUCGUUCAUCCCGGACGGGACCUAUCACAAUCUCUUCAAGAGAGAGAAAAACGAGUCGAAGCGACGGAUCCUCAAGGACGAGACAGUGGUGUCGAGUUUGAUCAAAUCCGAGAAAUCCGUCGCGAAGAGGGAUGUCGAGCAAACUUCUAGUAGCUCCGACGGCAAGGUGUCUUUUGUCCCGAGAUCGGAGGCCGAGGAUGAGAAGAAACUGGAGAAACGCGAGUCCGAUAAGAAGAAGAGAGGACUGUUGCAAUUAGGCGACGGAUCGAUCUACGACGACGAAUACUCCAUCCCUCAAGGCUUGGACAACGAUUACUUCACGGGACUGGCGAGCUACGGGUUGCACCUGACCAAGGGAACGGACGAGGAGAACGAACGCGAGCCCGCCGAGGCCGAGGUCAGGCAAGUGAUGGACAUGUGCGACGGUUGCGCCGAAGAGCCAUUCGAGAAGGCGUUGGUCUUGGCCUGGAGAUCGGUGCCCAAGAAGCUGUAUUCCGGCGCGUUGUUCUUGCCAGCGAUACCAGUGUGCAAAGCGUUUUAAGGCACCGGCCGGAAGACACGCGACGAAUCAAGGACGUCGCGCGAAUUCCCAGGGAACUCGUCGGUGGACAUGCAUUCCGCCUCGAGAAAAUCAAGCGUCGAAAUUCAGAAAUCGAGACACUUUCCGAGAAGCCAUAAAGUAAAAAUACCGAUGCCUGGACGCUAACAACACUGGUUAUUCUUAUAACCACUAACUCUGGACAUUCUUAUAAGUUUUGGCUUUUAGAUACGAAUAUUUAAUCCUUAUAGUGUCGAACAAUGAUAUAUUGUUGUUCGCAACACUUGCGAAAAGUGCCAUCGAUAUAUCGUUGCGCAUACGAUGCUGCCGGACUAAUUUUAUAAGACGUUAUAAAUGGUUGAAUUUCUCUUGAGAAAUUUUUCUCAAACCCUAUCAAACUACAUCAAUUUGGUCCGGUAUUUUAAGCUUAGGUACAUUUUCGGUCGGCACUAAAAGCGUUAAAAUUUUCAAAAUACAGGAUAUAUACAUGUACAUACAUUCUAUAUUGAAAGUUUAAAUAUCUGAGUUUGUAAGAACCAAAACAAUAGGAAUGUUCAGUUAGGCAGCGGUGUUAUUAGUAUCCACAGAGAUAUCGGUACUUUUAUCUUUUAAUACCGAGAUUUAAGGAUAACGUUUUCCCCGCAGUGCACAAUUGUUCCGAGGAGAAGAACUGUUACACCAAACAUAGUAGACAAGUGUGUAGAUAUUUAUCCAUUUAGGUGCUCUUGUUGUACUUAAGUUCCACUCAAAUGAGCUUCUUCGGGGAGUUGUCCCACUUUUUAACUCCCGGCGCACAUUUUCUCGGGACAAUGGAUGUUCAUCAGUUCGUCCACCGUCCGCGAAAGACGGUUGACCGCGCGGGCGACAACGAUCGACGGAAGAUCGACGAUCUCUCGAGAGUGAAACCUUCCCAGGUAUCCCACGCCAUGUUUCAAUCGCUGUGUAUCUUUUAGUUGUUACGAACGGAGACGUUUGUACGAACGAGGCUGGUAUGACGCGCGGUGAAAAUGAUCCGUAUAUGAAAAUAAGAUUUAUUUAAUUAGUGGCGAUUUUCGAUCGUGUAGCUCUCUCUCUCUCUCUCUCUCUCUCUCUCUUACCGGGCGAAAUAUUUUCGUUAUUUCGUCGGCGCAGCAUAGGACAGUAUUAUUUCGUAAAGUAUCGGCGGAAACCGAUCAGGAAUGACGACGAUCGCUCUGUCAACGAGACACUCGACGCGGUUCCAAGAUACGUGUUGAUCGAUCGACUUCGGCGACACGGAGGGAAACUCAAUUGCGCAGCGAGGAAAACCGCCUCGACCGAUCUUAGCAAAACGUGCGUCUUGGUAAGCUCAAGACUUAGUUAUAGUGACAUUAUUUCUUCUCUUUUGCGUAAGUGUAAUGUAUACCGAAUAAAUUUGUACGAAUCGUU
This is a messenger RNA of Odontomachus brunneus, 3378 nucleotides long. RefSeq lists its product as uncharacterized. The record is from RefSeq and is a predicted model, not a curated record. NCBI's taxonomy places the organism in Eukaryota, Metazoa, Arthropoda, Insecta, Hymenoptera, Formicidae. The transcript is spliced from 9 exons. The coding region runs from base 325 to 1974 and encodes 549 amino acids.